GUGAAUGGCUGGGGUAAGCGCCAUAUACAAGAGGAGAAGCUGAGCGGAGGAAGGGAGCUUGCCUUUCUUUGGUACUGAUGAUUGCGGCCAUUGUCUCUUUUCCACCUUAGCUUCGCGAAAUCAGAGACGGAGGAAGAAAAGAGAAUCACAAGAAAAGAAUGGGCAAGUUGGAGGAAAUCGUACGCAUCGCGAAGAAGAUGGAUAAAAUGGUGUCUAAGAAGAACACGAGUGGUGCUAUCGAUUUAUUGAAAGAACUUAAAAGCAUUCCCAUGACGUUGGAUCUGUUGCAGUCUACACGGGUAGGGAUGUCUGUGAAUGCUGUUAGAAAACAAAGCACAGAUGAAGAAGUCACAACACUUGCUAAGUCACUCAUCAAAUCAUGGAAAAAACUGCUAGAUGGUCCUGCAGGAGACAAAGAUACUGAAGACAAAAGAAAGGACUGUUCAUCUUCCUCAAAGAACAUUUCAGACUCAACAGAGCAAAGCUCUAGUAAGAGACCAGAACCAAGGACACCUACUACUCCAAAGAUGACCACAUUCCCUCCAAUUCCUGUUACGAGUGAUACUGUCCGCAAUAAGUGCAGAGAAUUGUUGUCGGCUGCUCUCCAAACAGACAAUGAUUAUGUUGCAAUUGGAACUGACUGUGACCAUAUGGCAGCUCAAAUUGAAGAAAUUGUAUUCCAAGAGAUGGGCAAUACAGAUAUGAAAUACAAAAACCGAGUCAGAAGCAGGAUAGCUAACCUAAAAGAUACCAAAAACCCCAAUUUAAGGAAGAAUGUUCUCUGUGGAAAUAUUUCAGCAGAACAAAUUGCAAGAAUGACUGCUGAGGAAAUGGCAAGUGAUGAAUUGAGAGAGAUUCGGAAGGCUUUAACAAAUGAGGCUAUCCGAGAACGCCAGAUGGCCAAAACUGGUGGUACUGAAACUGCCCUCUUCACCUGUGGGAAGUGCAAGCAGAAGAACUGUACUUAUACACAGGUUCAGACGCGGAGUGCUGAUGAACCCAUGACGACAUUUGUUUUUUGCAACGAGUGUGGUAACCGAUGGAAAUUUUCUUAAGUAUUCGGAAGACUACUUUUGGAGAUGCAGUUGGACCAAUAUAUAAAAUACCUAAAUUAUAAAGGAUCAUCAUGUAUAUUAAGUCUCUCAUUUUGUUAGAUAUAUCACUGUAAAUUAAAUCUUUGCAAGUAUAUUCCUGCAGCUCAGCUGAUGUAAUCUAAACUUGUACUGUAAUUGAAUCUGUUAAUUAAUACGUUGUAUGGUACAAGAAGUUGCAUUUCACUUCACUGUUUUAAAACUUCUUUAUAUAAGUUAGACUUCAAUAAUGAAGUACUAUUGCUUGUAUGGGUCUGCUGAAAUCAUUUUUAAUUAAAAUGUGAUUGUCCACAGCAGCCUAUUGUUUCCAACAUAGUAUGCUUUUCGGUUUCUUUUUGCAUAUUGUACUGAAGUUUUAAAAACCUCAAAACAAAUAUUUUGUUUCAUAAAAUAAAUAGGUGCAACUCUUGUGUAUUUUAUGUUGUCAGUAAGAAAGAUUCACUUUCUACCAAUAGUAAAAUGUUUUGGGAGAAAAAAAAAUACCACAGGCUUUUGGGAAAAUGGAUGUAAUUGCUUCAAUAUGCCUUUUUUUUUAAAGAAAGUAGAAUAAUUUUCUUCAGUUCUCAAUGCACCAUAACUGCUAAAAUGAGACUAGAACAAGAACAUUUCACGAAAGAUGCGAAAUGCAUUCCAA
Rhincodon typus (whale shark) is the source of this 1725-nucleotide messenger RNA. RefSeq names its product transcription elongation factor A protein 1. Bases 159 to 1055 code for a protein of 298 amino acids. The record is from RefSeq and is a predicted model, not a curated record. The transcript is spliced from 10 exons. Gene Ontology annotation, cellular component: nucleus. NCBI's taxonomy places the organism in Eukaryota, Metazoa, Chordata, Chondrichthyes, Orectolobiformes, Rhincodontidae. Gene Ontology annotation, molecular function: zinc ion binding; nucleic acid binding. Gene Ontology annotation, biological process: DNA-templated transcription; transcription elongation by RNA polymerase II.